AUGGACGAAGUCACCCCUCCUCGGCGAGCUCUGUCGACGGCUAGCAGCUCGUCUGCGACUCAAAACAUCGACUGCCCCGACGGAGGCUACGGCUGGGUGUGCGUCGGCUGCGUAUUUGCAAUCAAUGGCUUCACAUGGGGCGUGGUAGCGGCGUACGGAGUCUUCCUUUCCUACUACCUCUCACAAGACUACUACCCUGAGGCUAAGGCACAGGAUUAUGCUUUUGUUGGCGGAUUGAACUUUGGUGUUGCAAUGGUUGCGGCCCCGUUGGUAACGGUCUUGACCCGCCCCCGAUUUAUGGGAACCAAACCGCCAAUGUACGCUGGAGCAGUUUUCUUAUUGGCAGGAUUCGUCUGCGCCUCCUUUGGGACACGCAUCUGGCACCUUUAUCUCUCGCAAGGCGCUUUGGUUGGACUAGGAGUCGGUUUCGUCUAUGUCCCAAGCAUACCGAUCAUAUCGCAGUGGUUCGAUCAGAACAGGAGCCUCGCAAAUGGAGUCAGCACUGCUGGAUCUGGUAUAGGUGGACUCUUGUUCUCUCUUGCUACUGGGGCUAUGAUUGAGCGCCUCGGUCUUCCAUGGACACUCCGGAUUAUUGGUUGUGUUAGCUGCUGUGUAAAUGUACUAGCCACAUUUUGCAUUAUGGACCGGAAUACUACUAUACAACCAAAGCAGAGGCCAUUUGAUCCCAAGCUUCUGCGACAGCAGAGUGUCCUAUGGCUCCUAGGCUGGGCAUUUGUGAGUAUGCUUGGAUACAUCACAUUGCUUUACUCUUUGUCAGAUUUCUCGCUGUCAAUCAAUCUUGAUCGAGCCCAGGCAACAAACAUCACUGCCUUCCUUAACCUGGGAACAGCCUUUGGUAGACCUUUUAUCGGUGUUAUCAGCGAUCGUCUUGGACGACUUGAAGUGGCAUCCAGCCUUACUUUCCUCUGCGGCCUGGUCUGUUUUGCUCUCUGGAUUCCGGCAAAGACCUAUCCGAACAUAAUAGUGUUUGCUAUUAUUAGUGGGGCGAUACUUGGAGUCUUCUGGGUGACUAUCGGGCCGCUGUGCGUUGAAAUUGCGGGUCUCAAGCAACUCCCCUCGCUUCUGGCAUUGUCUUGGUUGUCCAUCGUCCUGCCUACCACGUUCUCAGAAGUAAUUGCAUUACACCUGAAGCGACCGGGCUACGAGCGCGAAUAUCUGUAUACUCAAUUAUUCUGUGGCGUCUGUUACGUACUUGCUGGCGGGUGCCUGCUGCAGGCCAGGCGGACGUUGAAGUCCAUUCGAUCAACCGUAACAGGACCUGAAUAA
Molecule: messenger RNA, 1287 nt
Organism: Cyphellophora attinorum
Lineage: Eukaryota; Fungi; Ascomycota; Eurotiomycetes; Chaetothyriales; Cyphellophoraceae
Product: putative transporter MCH2
Exons: 4
Coding region: 1-1287 (428 amino acids)
Biological process (GO): transmembrane transport
Molecular function (GO): transmembrane transporter activity
Source: RefSeq, a predicted model, not a curated record